Drosophila nasuta is the source of this 6612-nucleotide messenger RNA. RefSeq names its product ATP binding cassette subfamily A member 3 (gene Abca3). NCBI's taxonomy places the organism in Eukaryota, Metazoa, Arthropoda, Insecta, Diptera, Drosophilidae. The record is from RefSeq and is a predicted model, not a curated record. The transcript has 16 exons. Gene Ontology annotation, molecular function: ATP binding; lipid carrier activity; ATP hydrolysis activity. The coding region runs from base 517 to 5859 and encodes 1780 amino acids. Gene Ontology annotation, biological process: lipid transport; transmembrane transport. Gene Ontology annotation, cellular component: membrane; intracellular membrane-bounded organelle.
CACUCGCAUAACCGUAACGUAUAUUUUGUUUGUUGCCGCUCGGUCGCUUCGCGACGCAUUGUCUGCAUGCGUGUGUUUGUGUGAGUGUAUUUUGUAUUGUGUUUUCGGUUUUGACCAACUUAAACUACGUUGAGUUCUUUCGUGUCUCUCGGCAGCAAAUACAAUCAUUGCCAAAGUACACAGCAAUACAAAUUAGUCAUUAAUAUAAGUGAAUUCCAUACCUGAGCGAUUAAUAAUACUAGUUUGUACAACAACAACACCAAUAAUAACAACGUCGAGCAAAUUACAUCGUGUGUAGACUUUUGAUUGCUUGCUUAUAAUUGUUGUUAUUUAUUCACGUUCGCGCUCUCGACUCUUCGCGCUGCCUGCAUUUGUGACGUCAUUGGAGACUCUAUGAAGCACGUGGAGAAUUGCAAUUAAAUUCUUAUCUUGUUGAUUCGCAAUUUGUGAUACGUCAUUAUAUUCGAAGAAAAAAACACAUAGACAGGAUAUGACGAACUGAAUUGAACUAACAAAAUGGCGAAAGUAUCGAAUUGGGAUAAAUUCGUACUGUUGCUAUGGAAAAAUGCAGUUCUACAAUUGGCCCACAAGACUCAAUUUAUUAUCGAAUUGCUAAUACCGCCGUUGUUUAUGUUAUUAGUCGUUAUGAUUCGAUGUACUUUUACGCCUGCCGUAAGCCCAAUUGCGGAAUAUCAACCAUAUGAUAUAGAUAAUUUGAAAGGGUUUAAAGCAAAUUACGAUGCUGCACAUACUAUGCGCAAGUUUCUUUCCAAGAUAUUAUCAAAGUCAUCAGACAGCCAAUCGAUGCAAAUUCAAGCCGAAUCGAAAUAUCCACUCUUUGCCAUUUAUUAUGCGCCCAAAACUGAUGCACUGGACACUUUGGUUGGCGCUGCUGCGCAAAUGUUGGACAUACAAUAUAAUGGAUACGAGAAUGUCAAUGCAUUGGCAGAUGCGGUAAAAGCAUCGAAUGCAUUUGUUGGCGUUGAAUUUGAGGGCGAUUGGUCCGAUCCCGAUAAUAUGCCCGAUCAAUUGCAAUUCUCAUUGCGUUUCCCAUUCGAAUUGCGAACGGUGUCAGUGUUUCAAAAUCUUUGGUAUACGGGACGAUUAUUUGAUACCUAUACAAAAGGUGGCCCCCGCGAACCUGAAAUCAACACUGGCGGUAAUCCGAGUUACAUUAACGAGGAAUUUUUACCCGUUCAGCAUGCACUGUCCAAAACCUUUAUUCAACUCAAGUCAAAGGUUGAUGAUUUGCCCGACAUUCAGAUGCAGCGGUAUCCGUUUCCAUCGUAUGUGGACGACCAGUUCCUCCAGCACGUAGGUGAAAUGAUGGCGAUGCUUAUAAUGUUCAGCUUCAUCUAUCCAAGCCUAUGCAUUGCCCGGUAUAUAACCAUGGAGAAGGAGAAACAGCUGAAGGAGGUGAUGAAAAUCAUGGGAUUAAGUAAUUGGUUACAUUGGACCGCGUGGUUUGUGAAGAACUUUAUAAUGCUGACGAUAUCAGCGAUAUUGAUCGUCAUAUUGUUAAAGAUACCUUGGACGAAUAAUUUAGCCGUGUUCCAACAUUCCGAAUUUACGGUUGUGCUCUUGUUUUUCAUCGUCUACAUUAUAUCGGCGAUCACAUUUUGCUUUAUGGUCGCACCGUUCUUCUCCAAGGCAAGCACAGCGGCCGCUGUCAUGGGUCUCUUGUGGUUCCUCACCUAUUUGCCCGCCACGGGCAGAGGUUAUGACUCGAUGUCGUUGGGCACGAAACUCGGUUGGAGUUUGUUAGCGAAUUCAGCGAUGACUUUUGGCUGCAAAUUGUUGAUGCAGUACGAGAUGUCGGGCGAAGGUUUAAAAUGGAGCAAUCUAUUCACAGAGUCCUCGGCCGAUGAUUCCUUAUCGAUGGGUCUGCUCUUGAUAAUGAUGCUCGUCUCCAGCGUCAUUUACAUGAUCAUCUGUCUGUAUGUCGAACAAGUGUUCCCGAGCAAAUUUGGUAUGCCACGCAAAUGGUAUUUCCCCUUUACACGCUCAUUCUGGUGCGGAUCCCGCGACUACGGUGGUGUCGAGGAUAUCAACGCAUAUCGCGAACAGACGGACAAAAGAAGUAACACCUUUGAAGUGGAACCGGAUGACAAGCACGUGGGGCUGCAGUUGAAGAAUUUGCAUCGCAAAUUUGGUAAUCACGUGGCCGUUAAGGGGAUUACAAUGAACAUGUUUGAGGAUGAGAUCACCGUGCUCUUGGGUCACAAUGGUGCCGGCAAAACGACAACCAUAUCGAUGAUCACGGGAAUGUUGAAGCCGACAGCCGGAACGGCGAUCAUCAAUGGCAGCGAUAUACGCACCAAUUUGGAGGGUGCUCGCAUGUCCCUCGGCAUUUGUCCACAGCAUAAUGUCUUGUUCGACGACAUGAGUGUGGCGAAUCAUUUGCGUUUCUUCAGUCGCCUGAAGGGACUCCGGGGUGCCGAUGUGAAGCGUGAGGUGGACAAGUAUUUGAAAUUGAUUGAGCUGCAGGACAAGGCGAAUGUUUUGUCAGCCAAACUGUCCGGUGGCAUGAAGCGUAAGCUCUCAAUUUGCUGUGCCCUCUGUGGCGACACCAAGGUCGUGCUCUGCGAUGAGCCCAGUUCGGGAAUGGAUCCCGCGGCCCGGCGACAACUCUGGGAUCUGCUGCAAAAGGAAAAGGUCGGACGCACUCUGCUCUUGACCACACAUUUCAUGGACGAGGCUGACGUGCUGGGCGAUCGCAUUGGCAUCAUGUGCGACGGCGAUCUGCGGUGCUAUGGCACCUCUUUCUUCCUCAAGAAGCACUACGGUUCAGGAUAUACUUUGAUCUGUGUAAAGGAAGCCGACUGUGUGGUGGAGGAUGUGACCGCCUUGCUGGCUCUCUACAUACCCGGCAUUGAGCCGAAGAGCGACAUUGGCACUGAGCUAACCUACGAGCUGCCCGAUCAGUAUUCCGGGCGUUUUGAGAAGAUGUUGGGCGCACUCGAGGAUCGCUCGAAGGAGCUGCAUCUCAGCGGUUACGGUGUGGGCAUCACAACGAUGGAGGAGGUCUUCAUGAAGGUGGGCGCCGAAACGCAUGCCGCUGUACAAUCGGAUGGCACUCAAGGUCGCUUGGAGAGUGGUGGUGGUGCUGGUGGUAUUGGAAGAGCAGGAAAGGAGGAGAAGAAGAAGGAAACAAUCAAUGAUGCUGCGAAUGAUGAUGACACCGAAUCGAUGCCAUCGCACACGGAAUUCUCGCAACGUCGCCGUUCGUUGCGUGGCUUAAAGCUGACCAAGAAUCAAUAUCAUGCCAUGUUCCUAAAGAAAAUGCUCUUCACGCUUCGCAACAAAUUGCUGUUUGCCUUGCAGAUCAUAAUGCCAAUUGUGUUUGUGGUGCUCAGCUAUGUUAUGUACAAGUCGGCCGAAGGGAAACGCGGAGCACCCCCGAUGACUGUGGAAGUCAAUCAAUAUCCGGACACCGUAGUUCUGCUCGACCGUGGAGCGAAUUUGAAGGGUCUGAGCAACGGUGUGGCCGAUCAAUAUGAGAAAAUUGCGAAAUCGUAUGGUGAACGGCAUCUCUAUGAGACUGUCCACAACUUUACGGCACACAUACUCGAUCUGCACGAUGUACAAUCGCGUGUGAAUAGUCGCUACGUGGCCGCUGCCAGCGUAAUCAGUAAUGAUCUGAUAAUCGCAUGGCAGAACGCUUUUCCAUUGCAUACAGCCCCCUUGUCGGCGAAUUUGGUGCACAAGGCAAUUGCUCGGGCAACGAUCAAUGAGAAUGCGGACAUCAUUGUGACAAAUGCACCGUAUCCGGAAGUGCCAUCGCCCGAUAUGUCGGUAAUAAAUCUGAUUUUCUCAUUCGGCUCACAACUCGGCGGGAAUUUGAGCUUUUGCAUGUGCUUUCUCAGUUCGUUCUAUUUGUUCUCGCUGAUCAAGGAGCGAGCAUCACGGGCUAAGUUGUUACAAUUUGUGAGCGGAGUGCGUGUGUUCACGUUUUGGAUAACGCAAUUCGUGUGGGACUUUGUCACAUUCACGUUCACUUUCAUCGUGAUCAUGAUAACGAUAAUAUGCUUCCAGGAGGAACCAUUCACCACAUUCACACAGCUGGGACGUUACUUUUUAGUGUUGUUGGUCUUUGGCUUUUCCGCACUGCCCUAUACGUAUUUGUUGUCGCUGUUUUUUAAUGCGCCCGCAAUUGGUUUUGCCGUCACCACGAUAAUCAAUGUAUUCGUUGGCGUCGCUCUCUACGUUGUGGUCAAAGUCAUGGAAGAGGACAUUUUUAAAAUUAAGGGCACUGCAGCGGCCAUUAAACAUGUCUGUCGCAUUUUUCCACAUUACACACUGCAAGAAGGCCUCUUCAAAUCCUUUGUAUUGGCCACCAAAGAGACCACGUGUGAUGCGAUCGAUUUGCCGCCAAUACUUCGUUGUGAAUUGAUGCCAACAUGCUGCAAGAUACCGAGUUUCUUUGAUAUGGAAGAGCUACUGGUGGAUAUCAUUUAUAUGCUGGUAUCAGGAGUUGUGUUUUUCCUAAUUGUAAUUGUGCUCGAGUACAAUCUGUUCAAUGAACUUCUCUAUUUGAUACGCAAACGCACCAUCAAGCCACCACCGCCCCCAGAGGAUGGUUACUUCAAUGACGAUGUGGAGAAGGAGCGACAACGCAUCCUCAACAUGAGCAGCGAUCAAAUCUCAGCAAAGAAUCUAGUCUUGGAUCGUAUGACCAAAUUCUAUUCAUCUUUUCUGGCUGUCAAUCAGGUGUCGCUCUGCGUGGAAGAAGCUGAAUGCUUUGGCCUUUUGGGUGUGAACGGUGCCGGGAAGACAACCACAUUCAAGAUGCUGACGGGCGAUGAGAGAAUCAGCUUUGGUUCUGCCUAUGUGCAGGGCUUAAGUUUGGAGUCCGACAUGAAUCGAAUCUACGAGCGAAUUGGCUAUUGCCCGCAAUUCGAUGCGUUGCUCGAGGAUCUCACCGGACGCGAAGUGUUGCGCAUCUUUUGUCUGUUGCGCGGCAUUCACUCGCACAACACGAAAAGGAUAUCGGAGGAGUUAGCCAAAGCGUUGGGUUUCAUCAAGCACAUCGAUAAGCGAACGUCCGCCUACAGUGGCGGCAAUAAGCGUAAGCUGAGCACUGCGAUUGCCUUGAUCGGUCGUCCGUCCGUUGUCUAUUUGGAUGAACCGACCACGGGCAUGGAUCCGGCUGCCCGACGACAGCUCUGGAAUGUCAUUUGUAGUGUUCGUGAUUCGGGAAAAUCGAUUGUGCUUACCUCGCACAGCAUGGAGGAAUGCGAGGCGCUGUGCACACGCCUUGCCAUUAUGGUGAAUGGUGAAUUCAAGUGCAUUGGUUCCACGCAGCAUCUGAAGAACAAAUACUCCAAGGGUCUCGUGGUCAAGAUCAAAGUGCAUCGCGGUCGCGAAGCAAUGCGCGUCUCACAGAUCUCACGAGGCAGCAGAUAUCGCACACAGGGAUCGGAUUCGGAUUCCGUCCCAUCCACGCCGGUGGCAUAUGCCAAUACCAGCGCUCUCUCGCUGCGAAAGAGCAAUGGCAGUCUGAAUGAUAGUCAUAGUGACAGCACAGCUGAAGCGUCGACGAUCGGCACCGUUGCCUCAUUUAAUAAGCAACAGAUUGACGAUAGAGACGAUGAAGCUGUCGGCGCUGGCAACAUCAACGAUGUCAAGGAAUUUGUGCAAAGCAAAUUCCCCACAGCCAUAUUACAGGAGGAGCAUCAAGGCAUGUUGACUUAUUACAUUCCAUUGAGCGACAUCAAAUGGUCGAAAAUCUUUGGAAUGAUGGAGCGCAAUCGCAAAGAGUUGAAUAUCGAGGAUUAUUCGAUAAGUCAGACGACAUUGGAGGAGAUCUUCUUGGACUUUGCCAAAUUCCAACGCGAAGAUCCACGCAAGAUUAAUUAACGUUAUGUUAAGUAUAAGCGCUUUAACCUCGAUAGUAUUCAUAUGCCGUAGAAUUGUGACACGUGCUACAGAACGCACAAGUAUCAUGAUUUUAUAAAAAAAACACGUAGUAUGUAGUUGGCUUGCACCCACAAAAAAAGAGAAAGCUUUAUUUAAUUUUGCUUUGCUUUUACAAUAUGAUCGUGUAUAUAUAAAUAUAUAUUGCAUCUUGUCAGACGAAGACGAAGGAGAAAAGGCACCGGCAUCAAAAGGCAAGCUGCGGAAGCCACUGCGAUUGCUUAGAUUUGAUAUCUACUUAUUUCUACUACCUGAGAUGAUGUACCUAACAAUGAUAGUUAAAAUAAUGAGCUCAACGUCUAUGUAUUAAUUUUAUUAUAUAUAUAUAUUUAUAUAUAUAUACAAACGGAAUGUCUAACAAUGCCGUCGAAAAUGUAUUGCAAAGCACAGCACAACACACAAAAGAAAAAACGAUGUCAAUUUCGUUGGAAUAAUGAUGAUGAAACGAAGCGUAUAAGAUAUAUUUAUAAAGUUUGCUAAGAAUGUUAUUUUGUGACCAUUUAAUAAAAUUGAUAGUCUAAUUAAUGAAAUGUAAAAUUAAAAUUAAGCACUGUGACUCUUAACAAUGUUUCUACUACUAUAUUUAUAAGUGUUUAAAAUUACGCGGGGCGCUACACAAAACGACAUAUCGAUAAAUUUAUAUAGAAAGAUGUUAAUAAAUUUGAAUUUAUUUAUGUACAUUUCAAGCGAAUGAAA